AUGAUUAUGGUAUCAAAACAGUCCGGUCCAUCAUGCAUUAGCGAAAAAUUACCUGUUAUCUUUGUUAAACAACAAUGGAGCAAUGAGGAACUGAAACUUGUAGAGUCAAUUAUUCAGGAAUCACUAUCCAUCAGAAGACAACUAUGGCACGAUGAAAUUAAAAAAUUAAGCACACUGCAAGGCAGAAAGGCUCAAGAAGAACGUGUAAAAAAGUUGAAUCACUGGAUCGAUAAUACUUCCGUACAAUACCACUGCUUUUCGCCUUCUGAAACUGAUUUUAAGAAUAAUUUGAUAAAAGUUUUGCAAUCGAAAGCACCAAUCAAAUGCACUCACCAGUUAAUAACAACAGUCUCCCACAGACCACCGGCGUUACAUUGGACAUCGCUACCACAGUCGGAUGAAGCCCAAAUAACUUUUAAAAUAGCAUUCCCUCAAAGCUGUUUCACGAUAAGUGAAUUAUUUGAAUUGGUGAAAAAGAUCAGUAAUGUUUACAGGUGGCAAUACCAGUACGAAUGGAGCCAUGGAGUGCUUUUUAGAAACGAAGCUGCCAAGAUUGCAAUAAUAAAACACGAUGCAAAAACAUUAGAGAUAUCAGGCAGAAUUGAUAACGCCAUUAUGGAUGAUAAUUUUGACACGAUGCCGAUGAAAUCCGUGUGGCCUUAUUUAUCUAUUGCUUUGUCUGUCGCCGUGCAGUAUUUCGAUGAACUUUCGUUACAGUACAUAAUACGAAUUAUUCCGUUUGGCAGCAUCUUUUAUAAAGAAAGUGAUGCUCUUCCUCGAGCAUUUGAUUUGACGCAGCUGCUGAUCUCGAAUGAUCUUUUGAAACGAGUUGCCUAUCGAGAUAACGGGACUCUUUAUCAUUUGAAUCUGGUACAAUUGUUCCCAGAACUGAAACCAAAAACAAUUUCCGAAAUCAGUGAAAUGAAAGCGAGAAAUACUAACAGUACAAGAAAAGAGGAAAGUGAUUUGAGAAAUGACAAUACAUUUUUAUCUUUACCAGAGCGCGCUUAUCCUAACAGUUGCGGUCGACGAGUAUCGUUUGGUACCAUAAAGUGUAUCCCACAACCACCUCAAAAGGAUCAUGUAGAGUUAGAUGUCGAGUUAGAUGAUGUGUCAGAUGAAAAGCCUACAGGGAUACAAUAUGAAAUAAUGCUUGAUAAUUAUGUGGACCUAAUCCUGGACGAAACAAUGAGCCAAAUCAAAAUUUCGACGCGAUUAGUUACGUGUGUGGGAGGUUGGCAAGGUGACGUGGCGUGGGUUUCUUUUUCCUUGAGUUGGUGGAGUUGUCUAGGAACUACUGGUAUCUGUUGUGAAGUUGAUAUUUUGGAGAAAAUAUCAUUUCUCCGUGCUAUCUUUGUGGAUUGGUAUAAGAGCUGUUUUAUCUGGACUGGAAUCUCAUCAGGAUUGUCAGCGUUUGAGAAUCACAGAAAGUGGUGUCACAAUUAUAAAAAAGCAAUGAAUGUGUUAAGCAAAUUUCUAGUUGGUACACUUGGAUUAAAAAUCAACGAAGCGACGUGCUAUGAGAUGGUGCAUACGUGGAAUCCCAAUUGUUAUGGAGCUAUCUUCGAUUCAUUGCGGCAUGGAUGGUUAUUUUCCUUCAAGACCUAUGUCAUCUUUUACAGUUUGACUAACAUCUUUUCGGCAAAGGAUGUACGACAAGUUUGUUGGCGUAAAAUAUUAGCUGAUUCAGUUCGAUCUUCUUUUUUCUUAUCAACUAAUUUAAUUAUUUUCCUUUGGCUAAAUUGUCAACUAAGGAAAAUAUUGGGAUUCUUCACCGUUCCAACACUUGGUUUUAUGAAUGGUAUGAUUUCUGCAUUAGUUGCUAUUUUCAUCGAAAAUCAGAAGAGAAGGCCUCUGCUAGCCUUGUAUCUAACGAACUUGGCAUCAGAAACAGCUUACCAUCAGUUGGUCAAUCACGGUUACCUGAAAUAUAUACCAAACGGUGCAGUGAUUGUAUUUGGAAUUGGGCUUGCAGGAUUGCUUCAUUUAUAUUGUAAGGACAAACUUCACAGCAAUUUAAGGAAAUCUAUCGAUAUACCAGCGGUGAAGCGUCAAGUUCGAUCUUCUGUCAUGUUCAAGGAUGUAUUCUCCAAUCGGAACUGCUCUGCUAGUGCUACGGCAAAGGUGUUUUUCAAUAAUUUUUCUCAAGCUCUAAUCUGGAGUGUUUGUAUGGCGAUUUUGAAAAUUGGAAAAGAAAUGAUACGCCAACCGACUGCGUCUGUUAGGCGUAUUCUGAGAUUUCGAACUCUACGUCUACCACUAUUUUAUGGAUUUCUGGCAUUACUGUUUCAAGUUUCACGAUGUGGCUAUAGUUGGUGUACAAAUCAGGUUUCACCGUUAUCUCUUUGUGGUGCAAUAGGUGGUUUAUCAUUAUUUUUCUAUCCUAAUAUUUCAAUUGCCAUGUAUGUCUUCUGGAAAUUUGUAGAGGGCUUCUUCUUUUCGUAUUGUAAAAACCUGGUGAUACCUUAUGGAGAUGUAAUUCUUUACGCGCUUUCGACGGGUUAUGUUGCAUGGAAUGCAGUAAUUGAACCUCAAACGCUUAGGGAAGGCUAUUGGAAAUUUCUUGUUGGUCUUACAGGAAAUAAAAUUGAGCUACUAAAUAGACGCUUGUUUGAUAUUUUUGGAUAUAAUUCUUCGAAGAAGUUUCCCCAUUUUAUACCCAAGCUGGAUUCAAGGUUCACAUCAUUUAAUGAAAUAUGGUCAAUAAUUCAUCAUGAUUAG
Molecule: messenger RNA, 2721 nt
Organism: Acanthocheilonema viteae
Lineage: Eukaryota; Metazoa; Nematoda; Chromadorea; Rhabditida; Onchocercidae
Source: the annotation of a GenBank genome assembly